This is a messenger RNA of Amborella trichopoda, 3386 nucleotides long. The record is from RefSeq and is a predicted model, not a curated record. NCBI's taxonomy places the organism in Eukaryota, Viridiplantae, Streptophyta, Magnoliopsida, Amborellales, Amborellaceae.
AUAUCUCCUGUGGCUGCAACGGUCACCCAUUCGACAGGUAUUUGUUAUUGUUUGCAGAGAGAGAUAAAAGCCUGUGAGAUUUUGUUAGGACUUGGGAUUUUAGGGUAGGGUUUUCGCAGGAAGAUGCAGUUCAGAGAAAGCGUGUGGUUAAAGCCUCUGCUUCUUUCUCGUGAGGCCCGUGUCCAUGCCUCGAAGGAGCUUGGGCUACGGCCUCCUACCUCGUUGCGAGAGCCUGGAUCUCAACAGGAGCCGUCCGAUCAAAGGAGGGGAAGAUUUCCAUGAAGAUCGUUCACGGGAGGGACCAUCUGGGCCAUCCGUUGCUCCUGCAACUGGUUUUGCUCUGCUUCGCCAUGGAAAUAUGGACUCUGGGGAUAAUUUUGGUAAUCGGACGGUUUUUGGUGAUUAUAACGCUGAGAAGCAAGUUUUUGGCAUAAAUUACAGUGGAAAUCCUGUCUCCUCAAUGAAAAAUGGUGAGGAUAAAUGUGGUCGAGUAUUUAUGGAGAAUUAUGGGAAAAAUUCAUUUCCUGAGAUCGAUUUUGGUGACAAUGAUGGGGUGUUCUCAGAUGUAAACUACAGUGGAGAUCAUGUCCCUGUGAUUGGUUUUGGUCAGAAUAAGUCUGAUGAGGUGCUUUCGGGUAUAUAUUACAGUAGAAAAUCCAAAACUUUGAUGACAAAUAGUAGUGGAGAGAAGUGGGGUGGAACAUUUUUGGCAAAUUCUGGUAUAGACACUUCCAUUGCUUUGUCUCCAAGGGAUUUUCGUGAAAAUAAACCUGAUCAGGUGUUUAUCGGUGUAAAUUCUGGGAAAAAUGGUGUAUUGCCAAAGAUUUAUAUGGGAGAUUACUAUAAUCGCGAAAUGUUAAGGGUUAAAUCCAAUGGAAAAUUUCGAAAUAAUUCCUCUCAGGUGCUUUUGGAUGAUUCUGAUGUCAAUCCACUUUUAGCCAGGAACUUCUUGGAAAAUAAAUUUGAUCAGUUGCUUGAAAAACAAUAUGAUGAGGUGCUUUUAGGAAGUGGUUCUAGCGAAAAUUGGGCUUCAGGGAUGGAUUUCAAUGAAACUUGGUAUAAUAGGGGACCUGUGGUGGAAGACCCAGGUAGAAAUAAAGUUCAACAAUUAGGUUGUCAGUUUCAUAGGAUAUUAGAUGGAAGCGACUGUGAAGCUAACCUUAAUCUGGAUUUACUUCCCAGCCGCUUUGGGGGGAUGUAUAUAAAGGAUGAUGGACUGAGAGCUAGUGUGUUGAGGACUCAAGAGAGCUAUUGGUUACAGAUGGCGCACGCAAGACAUUUGGCCAUGCUGGUUAAUGAGGAGAACAAUUUGCAAGAGUACGGUAGCAAGGUGGAGGCAGUCUCCUAUCGUUUUUGGGUGAAUGGAUGCCUAUCAUACUUUGAUAGGAUAUCUGACGGAUUUUACAAUAUUAUGGGAAUGAAUCCAUAUCUAUGGAUGAUGUGCAAUGAGAUGGAGGAAAGAACAUGCUUGCCAUCUCUAGCAUCAUUGAAAGAAGUAGAUCCAAAUAACUCAUUUUUAGAGGUGGUUCUUGUUGAUAAAGAACGCGAUUCCCACCUAAAGGAACUCCUGGACGAAGCACUAUAUCUGUACAAUGCUACAGUAAGCACCUUAGAGCUGGUGAAUAAACUUGGCAGACUUGUUUGCAUCUCUAUGGGGGGCACUUUUCCACUGGAGCAUGAUCUCUUUAUGCACUGGCAAGUGUCUAACAAAAAAUUACGGGAUUGUCAAGGCUGCUGUGUAUUGCCAAUAGGGAGCCUCUCCAUGGGACUCUGCAGGCACCGUUCCAUUUUGUUCAAGGCACUGGCUGAUCAUAUAGGUUUGCCAUGUCGAAUUGCUCGAGGUUGCACCUAUUGUGCAUCAGAAUAUGCUUCAUCAUGCCUGGUUAAAUUUAGAUUUGACAGGGAGUAUGUUAUUGAUCUGGUUGCGGAUCCGGGAAUGGUCCAUAACCCAGGCGCGUUCAUCAACGGUCCUUCACCCUCACCAAUGUUUUCUCCUUUUCGAAUUCCAAAUAUGAAACAUCGUCAACAAGCAUAUGCAGAUAGCGCCUUCUUUGAGCACAAGAUUGUGAUUUCAGGGGAUACUCAGAAUCUUGGUGCUCAUGUCGCAGGGUCGGUGGAGCUUGAUUGUGUCAAUAGGGGCAACUUUAGUGGGGAAUCAUGUGUUACACAAUGUAGUAAUCCACAGUGUGUUCCAGUUAUUAAGAACAGCAUUGUCAAGUCCAAGUUAGAAAUGCCUAACCAGAGGGAUCAAGAGCAUGUGAAGAAAGUCAAGAGUUGUGAGGGCUUGAACAAUCUUUCCACCACUGUUCCAGGUUAUUUGAACCUUGAACCCUCUCUUGCCAUGGAUUGGCUUGAGAUCUCAUGGGAUGAGUUGCAUAUCAAGGAGCGCAUUGGUGCAGGUUCUUUUGGCACUGUUCAUCGUGCUGAAUGGCAUGGAUCGGAUGUUGCUGUUAAGGUUCUCACUGACCAGGAUUUUCAUGAAGAUCAGUUGAAGGAGUUUCUAAGAGAGGUUGCAAUAAUGAAGCGUGUACGCCAUCCAAAUGUUGUUCUUUUUAUGGGUGCUGUAACAAAGCCUCCACAUCUUUCAAUAGUAACAGAAUAUUUACCCAGGGGUAGCCUCUACCGUCUAAUACAUCGAACUGCUGGAAACGAGAUCUUAGACAAAAGGAGGCGAUUGCGCAUGGUUCUCGAUGUGGCUAAGGUUAUCAACUACCUUCACUGCCUUAAUCCUCCCAUAGUUCACUGGGAUUUGAAAUCUCCAAAUCUGUUGGUGGACAAGAAUUGGGCUGUAAAGGUAAGAGCUAAUGAAUUUCCUUGUGUUAAGUUUCAGGUAGUUGGUGCGGUUGCCUUCCAAAACAGGAGACUACCUAUCCCUCAGAAUACAAGUCCAGUGUUGACUGCCAUCAUGGAGUCCUGUUGGGCCAAUGAUCCAAAGCAGCGUCCAUCAUUCACAACUAUAGUUGACUCGCUCAAGAAACUACUCAGGUCCCCUCAACUUGUAAAUAUGGGAAGCCCCUAAAGAAGUCCAGGGGGUGCUUUCAUUUAAUCAGACCACUGGUACCUGGAAUGAUGCCUUCAUCAACCAUCCUCAACUCUGGUACAUUGUUUUUUCAACUGCAAAUUCCCCUUCCCCCCAAUUGUUUGAAAUGUAAAUGCAGAGUGGUUCUCUAGGAAUUUUUCAGAAGGGAAAAUAGGGUUCAAAAUAAGAGAGCGAGAGAGAGAGAGAGAGAGAGAGAGAGAGAGGAUAUGUACUUAUUUUGUUACUCUUGUCAAAUAAAUAAAUAAGAGAGAGGAUAUGUACUUCCUUUUCCAGAUUAUUAUGGUUUGUAAUAAUUAAUUUUUGGUCAAAAAAAAUAAGAGAGGAUAUGUACUCCUUUUCCAGAUUA